This is a messenger RNA of Helianthus annuus (common sunflower), 1491 nucleotides long. Its product is annotated as salt stress-induced hydrophobic peptide ESI3. The record is from RefSeq and is a predicted model, not a curated record. The coding region runs from base 1220 to 1414 and encodes 64 amino acids. Gene Ontology annotation, cellular component: membrane. NCBI's taxonomy places the organism in Eukaryota, Viridiplantae, Streptophyta, Magnoliopsida, Asterales, Asteraceae. The transcript has 2 exons.
UAAAAUGUUUUAUAUAAUUAGAUUUGUAAUAUACUUUAAGUUAAUAAUAAAUUAAGUUAACUUAUUAUCGAAAAAACAUAUUAUAAUGCGUUAAGAUCUUAAAUAUAUUUAGUUUUGGCUUAUUUAGGGAGCCAUAUAUAUUGUUAAUUUUUUUUAUAUAUAAGUUUAUACUAAGGGGCCUAUUUUUUUCACUCGCACAGGGCCUUAAAAGACCGUCGGAUUUUCGGGGACGGCCUUGCAAUCUAUUUUAUUCAUUCACCAUCAAUACUAAGUGCUACUGCUGGACUGUUUAGAUAACUUUCUAUUUCCUAAUAAUUUAAUAAUGCUCACAUACAUUUUUAAAUAAUUAAUGAGUUUUGAUAGAACGUUAUGGUUAAAAGAUAAUUUAGCGUCUUUUAAGAUGUUGACUGUAAGAAAAAACUUUGUGUAGUCGUAAUCAUGUGAGUGUUUUGUUAUAUUUUUUUAUAUAGUUAUAACGUCAUGUAAAUAUCUGUUUUUAUAAAUUAUCUAUGUUUAAUUACAUACACGUCAAUAAACCGUUUGUGAACUAUUUGAUGAAAAAUACGUUUAUAUUUAUUUAUUUAAUAAAUGAUCAUAUACAUAAGAAAAUGUCUUGUUCACAUAUUUAAAUGAACAAAUAUGAAAAUGUACAUAUGCCAUGUUCAAUCAUAUACGUCCGUACACGUGUGUUUGUGUUAUUUUGUUUAGUUAGUUUGUGUUGGGUUAUUUACCUGCAUUUAUUUCCGCUUUUUUAUUUUCAUUCACUUACGUUUGUUUGUGUUAUUUCAUCUGCGUUAGUUUAUAUUUGUUCAUUUACGUUUGAUUAUAACAUGUUCAGGUUUAUUUAUUACUAAUUUUAGUAUAGAGAAAAAUGCUCGGAUAGUCCCUGUGGUUUCGCCUAUUUACACCUUUAGUCCCUAACUUUCUAAAAUUACUUAAAUAGUCCCCAACUUCUCAUUUUUUGUUCCCGGAUAGUCCUUGCGUCUAACUUCAGUUUGUUUUCUCUGUUAAGAGGGUAUGAAAUAACAAAAAUACUCUUUCCUUAAAAAGGCCAAACCACAGGGACUAUCCGGACAUCUUCAUUUUUAUUUAUAAAACUCCACCACCACACUUUAUCUUCAACCUCCACCUACCAUCACCUUCCUCCACCCUCCACCAUCACCGCUACGGUCACUCUCCACCAAUUUGGGCUUUAUGUUUGAAAUCAGUUAAUUAGAUCAUGUCACAAAAAGAAACAUCAAAACCGAAAAUGGGUACUGCAACAAUUGUGGAGAUUAUACUUGCAAUCAUCUUGCCUCCUCUUGGCGUUUUUCUUCGAUACGCUAUUGGCGUGGAGUUCUGGAUUUGCUUAUUGCUGACGAUACUCGGGUAUCUUCCCGGAAUCCUAUACGCAAUUUAUGUUUUAGUUCUCUAGUGCUUUUUAAUUUCUUACUUUUCUGGUUGGUUGGAAUAUGAUUAGUAGGUUGUUUGUGAUCAAAGAAUUUCAGUUUU